Molecule: messenger RNA, 951 nt
Organism: Lathyrus sativus (Indian pea)
Lineage: Eukaryota; Viridiplantae; Streptophyta; Magnoliopsida; Fabales; Fabaceae
Source: the annotation of a GenBank genome assembly
AUGGAAGAAGCUAGAAGUUGGCACAUUGUGUUAUUUUUGCUGUCUCUUUCCUUCUAUUCAGGUUUAUGUCGUAAUUCCAUAACAUUGAGAGAAGAUUCAUCGUAUAAUUUUAGUAAUACUCAAUUGGAUUCGAUUCCGAUUGUAAAUCCUACAACACCGGGAUCAGGAAAUCCUUAUCCUACCGUUAACCCGACAUCUCCUCAACCACCGGACACAAGCACGGGUGGACAAAGCCCAACAACUCCGGACACAAGCCCAACAAAUCCAUAUUCAAACCCGCCUGCCUCUACAACUCCGUAUUCAAAUCCACCGGCUUCUACAAAUCCGUACUCAAACCCAACAAGCCCAACCGUAACUCCUACAACACCAACUACUACUCCGACAGGCCCAUCUGGAUCGUCUGGUGGCAGCGGCGGUGGUCAAUGGUGUGUUGCAAGCCCAUCGGCUGCAGAGACUACUCUAAAAGUAGCUCUUGAUUAUGCUUGUGGUUAUGGUGCUGAUUGUUCGCAAAUUCAACAAGGAGGAACUUGUUUUGACCCAAAUACACUUGUAGAUCAUGCUUCUUAUGCAUUCAAUGAUUACUUCCAAAAGAAUCCUGCACCUACAAGCUGUGUAUUUGGUGGAGUAGCAUCACUUACAACUAAAGAUCCAAGUCAUGGAAAUUGCCAUUAUUCAUCCUCCAAAACAACAAGCAUGAGUCCACCAAAUCCACCAACUCCACCAACAACAAUGACUCCACCUUCUCCCACAACUAUGACUCCACCUACACCAACUCUUAUGACUCCAUCUUCACCAGGCAUGACAAUGCCUGAUCCAGAUGGAGGAUCAUCAUCAGUCUAUGGUUCACCGCCGGGAGGAAGCCCCAACAUAGCCACAUCUACUUCUUUUUCCAUACUGCUCCUACUUACUACAAGUCUCUUUGCUACACUUCAUCUGCAAAAUCACAUCUAG